UUCAGUCCUUUUUUAUUAUGUUUUUUUAAUGUCAACAAACUGAAUUACCUUUGGAAAUCUUUUAAUGAUAUUGAUAGAAGAUAAUGGGCAAAUGGAGAACAAAUCAAAAAGAUUUCUAAAUAGCCGUCUGGACUUGCCCCUCUAUAUGGUAUCGCGAAAUCGUCUUAAAUUGCCACCAAUUUAUGAGAAACUACAAAACCAUAUUAAGAGAAAAGGGACUCUAUACACCUCAAAUGAAUGCCAAGAAGCAACAAAGAAUUUAGAGCCUUUCAGCGAAUGCAUAUAUUACGACAAUCUAAAUGAGAAUCUCUCUAGAAAUUCUAAGACUUGCAAAACUCCCAAUAAGUCCCAUAUUUCCAGUGAAGACAAAUCAUGGAGUUUGCCUUCAAAUCGAUAUGAUUUGAAAACCCCCCCAUUUGAAAGUCGAACCGGAUCGAAGGGAGCCUACUGGCGUAAAACGGCUCAGACGAUACCAAGAAAGACAGUCGUUAGAAAAUCUAUAAGCCAAUUUUAUGACAUACCCAAAGAAAUGGAAAAACUUAAAAAUCGUUACAAUGCAUUUAAAGGAAAAUUUCUAUCCAAUCCCAGGGAAAGGCGAGCUACAACACGAGCAAUGAUUUGUAAUCCUUUGACGUCGUAUAAAGAUCCCAUGGAGCCAGCUCCUAAUACCUAUAGGCCAAAAGUAAUUGGAAAGACCUGUAAAAGCCCCAUAACAUGCGAACCCCCGAAUCCCCAUCUCUUCCUUCGUCAUUCGGUGGUUCCAGUCAAAUCAAAUAGCAUACACCCAAAACACACGAGUUUCCUCCCGGGUCCAGGACGAUAUGAAACACGCUAUUUCAAGAUAUGCCCUUGCGAUGGUAAACAAAAAAAAUAUCAACCUAACCUAGAUAUGCUUGUAGAGCGUGAAAAGCGCAUGAAAUUUCGUGGAAAACCUUUCACCAAAAUAAAGACUCAACUCUAUUGUUCACCGGAUUGGCGCCAUGUGAGAGGCUAUGGUUUCCGUAGACUAUUCAGAGGCUCCAUAGGACCUCAAAAGCAAACGGUGAAGGCAAGCGAAGAAGCUAAAGGAAAAUCGGAAUCAGUCAAACUUUUCCAUAAUGCCAAAUAUCUUGAUAUGAUAUUAAACCCUAACCAUGAGUCACUUUCAUUCCGCAAAGAUCCCCUAACUCAGCUGCCACCACGUAUUACCUUCAAUCGCAUGGUCAAAGUUGUAACGCGCAAACAGUUACGUUCUAAUCGAAAAUUUGCUUUCGGUUCAAGUACGGAACGUUGGCAAGAUGAUGAGCGCCCUGCUGUUGCAACGCCACAACAAAUAAGGGAAAUGUUGAAGCAAAUACCAGAGGAUAGAAGAAUUCACAAUAAGCCCAUAAUGCAAAAGAAGCCAGAGGAAAUAGUUUCAAAACUUGGCCAAACCCCCAAACAUAUGCUGCCCAAUUAUGUGCCAAAUCUACGCAGACGUUUAUUCAAAUUUUCCCCCUUGCCAAAUGCUAAAAUUCUAACCAAUGAAACAGAUAUUCGACCUAUGGAGCCGGCAACACAUGGCUACUUCUUUCAACCACUAGAUGGGAGAAAAUACUUUAAGGAUGACAUAUAAAAGGAUACUGAGUUUUGAUGAAUGAGUUUUUUUGUUUUUGACAAGGCAUAUGAAUAAAGAGAUUAAAUUUAA
This is a messenger RNA of Stomoxys calcitrans (stable fly), 1666 nucleotides long. RefSeq lists its product as uncharacterized. The coding region runs from base 65 to 1594 and encodes 509 amino acids. The record is from RefSeq and is a predicted model, not a curated record. Lineage: Eukaryota; Metazoa; Arthropoda; Insecta; Diptera; Muscidae. The transcript is spliced from 4 exons.